Messenger RNA from Dovyalis caffra, 498 nucleotides. NCBI's taxonomy places the organism in Eukaryota, Viridiplantae, Streptophyta, Magnoliopsida, Malpighiales, Salicaceae. The record is from the annotation of a GenBank genome assembly.
AUGCUGAAGUCAAGAAUACAUACAUCCUCUAAGUCUGAGGCAGUCAUAUUUAAGACCAUACCUGACACAUUAGAUGAAAUUCUCCUUCCUCUGGAUGAAUGCCAAAAUCUCCAGAAGCUUCUAAAGGAACAUUGCCAAACCAGCCACUUGCAUUAUGCAAGAAUAUACGUUGGCCGCGGAAACAUAAACUUGCUGAAAUAUCCUGUCAAAUGCAGCGGUCAAAAUAGAGACAACAAAGCACCUGUUUGUUUUAAAUGUGGAGAACAUGGACACGUGGGUUACCAACCUCCUAAAAAGAAUAAUUUGCAAGUUGGGAUUGCACAAGGAAAGGAAGCUGCAGAACAGGAAUCAGAUUUGGCAGGAAAUUCUUUGGAUUUUGGGACUAAAAAGCACAAAUCACCAACGAAUAAUUCAUACCUAUAUUUAGAUCACAAAGAAAGUGGCAAUAAAGUAAAGAGAUCUAUAAAUGAAUAUGCAGACCAUGAACCAUCUGCCUGA